Messenger RNA from Ceratitis capitata (Mediterranean fruit fly), 3719 nucleotides. RefSeq names its product fat-body protein 1 (gene Fbp1). The transcript is spliced from 3 exons. The record is from RefSeq and is a predicted model, not a curated record. Lineage: Eukaryota; Metazoa; Arthropoda; Insecta; Diptera; Tephritidae. The coding region runs from base 82 to 3615 and encodes 1177 amino acids.
ACAGUUUCUGUCGUGCACUGAAGUUAGCUCGCUUAAGUCCUUUGCACUAAACACAAUUCAAUAGUAAAAUAAAAGAAAAAAAUGAAAAGUUUCAUCCUUUCGCUGUUCUUCGUGUUCAGCGUCGUAACAGCUGGAGUGACGAAUAAUCGCAACAUACUAAGAGAGUCUGGCCUACAAAGCAAUGUGAAUGAUGUUGCAAAUAACGGAGUUCAGCGCAUUUCUCAAAUGACACAUGAAGAGCUGCUGCACCAAAAGUUCCUGCUUGAUAUUCUCCAAGAUGUGAACGACCAAAAAGUCAGUGAGGACAUCGUGCAAGGCCCGGUCUCACAGUACGACCAACUUAUCAACGAUCAGACGCGCUAUAACGGGGUUAUCGACGAUCUCAUGGCUAACGUGUUGGAAUUAAGUCGCAAUCAACAGUUGUUGAGUAAAGCCGAGACUUUUACCAUCGCCAAUGACGAACAUGUGCGUCAAAUGGUUGGACUUUAUCGUGUACUCGUACGUUCGUGCGACUGGGAUACUCUCCAAAGGAAUUUAAUUCACGCCCGACUCCAUGUGAAUGGUGUUUUAUUGGUGAACUCGUUGCUGCUUGCCAUACGCGAUCGCGAGGACACACAAAAUUUAAUUAUGCCUGGCAUACAUGAGAUUUUGCCUGAGUUGUACCUUGAUGAGGAUGUACUACGUCGCGCUCAAGACAUUCACUUGAACCAAUUAAUUUCCACCAGUGAGACCGUGAGCAGAAAAACCCAACGCCCGAGUCUAUUCGAAAUGAUUGGUAUAAAUAAAUUGUGGAAUAGAAAUGCCAAUGGGGUGGAUACAUUGGACCGGAGGGAGCUGUGGAUGCCCUGGCGCGAAAUGCAUAAUGAGCUAGCGAUGCGUAGAAUCGGCGGCACAAGCGCGCAAAUGAAGAUCACAAGACGGAAUGAUGAUGAUCGCAUUGUUUUGCCGGUUACUCUCCCCUCGAGUAGUUUGCGCAAAGAAAAGGAGGCUCGAUUACUAACGAAAGACGUUGGACUCCAGUCUUUUCUGCAAAACUUGGUUAAUGAUUUGUGCUUGACACGAAAUGAAGCGACAUUAGAAAAUAGACAGCGCAGCAGUAGAGCACAAUUUGCGAGAGUUGGUUUGGAACGAAAUGUUGGUUCAAUGUUAGAGAGUGGCAUCCGCGUAAACCAACAACAAAUGGAAGAACAGCGCUUGAGAGACCGCACGGACGGACUUAUUAAUAAUGAACGUAUAAGUGGGGAUAAUGAUGUUAUUUCGAACCCAUCGAGGCGUCAAAGUGGUUCCACUGCAAACGAUAACAUUCGCAUUAGGAAUGAGAAUGUUUGGCGCAGUAAGAGUAUGAAGCAAAGUGAGGAACAACUGCCAACAACUACGGCUGACGAUGAACGUUUACUGCAUGUCAACCGGAAUCGUCAACGUGCUGCAGCCAUCAACCAAAUGCACUUUAGAGGCGAGCAAUCGAAUGAGGAAUGGAGUUCGGACAACAGCGCAGGAGUGAACGACCGUUGGGUACGCGUUGAUAUGGGUGAAGGCAGACGUACUAACUUCAUGAAUUCAAUCAUUGAUCCACAUGUGGGUUUGCAUAAUGAUUAUAAUGUCGUUGACGAAGAGCCUCAUAAAUCAGCACAGCACAUGGAUAUGGGCACUGGCAUGCCAAUGGAUUGGAACAGGCAAAUGGCAAUGCAUCGUCAGAGAGUAAGAAAAAUAAGCGAGAUUCAAGGAAUUAAUGGCCAGAACUGGAGAGAAGCUGAUCAGCGGAGAAGUGAUAUCGACUCAGACUUGCCAGACAUUGAUAUUAAAGAUGAACGUCUAUUGCACGUCGGUCGUAGAAGGCUGAACCAGUUACGUAAAUCAGACAAGCAAAACCAAAGUUCAGGUGAGGAUGAUCGCGAUGACGACGACGAAUCACAGCGACGGGAAAAUCAAUACUGGAGUGAACAUCAAGGCUGGUUGAACUCUAUGCAACAACAACAACGCAUAAGCAUGCAAGAAACAGUAAAUGAUGACCGAAUUAUGGCGCGUGGAAUGGGAAAUAUUGGUAUUGCUGUGGGCCAAGGAUAUAAUAGGCAAAGUGGCGUAGAACACAAUGAUGAAAACGUACGCAACAUUCUUACUGGACAAUGGGGAAACGAUCGAGCUCGCGGUGAGAUGAACCAGUGGGCGAACAAUGGAAAACGCCAGCAGGUUAACCGAUGGUACAACGAACGUGACGCGGAUAUGCAAGAUGUUAACCACAGAAUCGGCUCUGAUAUAUGGCGGCACCGCUCAGCCCGUAGUGUGCAUGGCGUUGAUGCUGUUUAUGCUGCGGGCCAAGAAGAACGAGUUGGGGAGCUAAUUUUGCACAAUCUUCAGCAGUUAGUGGCUCGUAUCAACAUGGAACAUAUCGCCUUGAAUAAUCAGGAUUAUACCACAUCACGCAUCAACAAUCCACGUCUCGCAAAUGCAGCAGACGAACGGUUGGCUCUGCGCCUCAAUGAACGACGUAUGAAUGCGCGUCAAAACCGGAUGCUGCUCGACAAAGUCUCCGAUAUUGAAAAUCGCUUGCAAGCGGUCAUUCGAAGUGUAGACGCCGAUCAAACCAAGGAUGGUGGUGAUGUUAAUCGCUUGAUUGGUGAUGUGCUCAUCGGCCGAGGAAUGGCCAAUGCAAAUGUAGAUCUCUUAAAUAUUUUGUCCGAAGUUAUCAGUCAAAAUGGGGGCUUACGUGGCGGCAUACAACAACUCAGCCAAAUUUCUAUAGACAUUGAAGAUCCAGUCGUUAUGCACUUGCUUCGCCGCAUAGUACACAUGGCCGAUGUACAGCGCCAACGGCAAUUGGGAGGCUAUCGUAGGGAAGAUCUUGAAAUGGACGGCAUAAAAAUCAAUGACGUUAAAGUUGAUAAGUUACGUACUUACGUUGACACUGACGAUGUGGAUCUCAUUAAUGCACUCGACGCAAGUGUCAUGCUCAAAGCAAAACGUAACAGCGUUCUUUCGCAACGCAUGAUUGUCGCUCGUCAACAGCGUCUCAACCACCAAACGUUCACCAUUAACAUUGAUGUCACCUCCGAUCGGAACCAACGUGCCGUUGUACGCACUCUUCUCGGCCCGAAAGAAGAUGUCAGUGAUGUGGCAAGCCAACUAAAUGAACAACGUCAGAAUUUCGUCUUAUUGGAUACGCAGAUCGUAGAUCUUCGCAGUGGCCGCAAUGUGAUCAAGCGUAAAUCACAAGAUAUCGACUGGACGGCACGUGAUACCACACCUCUCACCGAAAUCUAUAAACGUGUAAUGAACGCACUCAAUGGGCAACUAGAGAUUAGUAAGGAUAAGGUACAGGGACAAAAUUGUCACUUCCCUCAUCGUCUACUGCUGCCACGCGGUAGACCCGAAGGUCUGCCAAUGCAAAUUUUAGUCAUAAUAACACCCGUGGAGAGUGAAGGUGGUGAAGAGAUAGAGGAAGCUAACAGAGUUUGUGGUAUGGGAAUCAGUAAUCUGAAUUUGGAUAACCAACCUCUGGGCUUUCCGCUAGAUCGCCCCAUCGAUGAUGUGCAGCAGGCGAUGUCAUUACCCAAUGUGCGUUUAAUGGAUGUACAACUGUUUCACAGCAAACAGUUAGUUGCCGACGACUUCUUUUGAGCUUGGAGAUUAGGAAAACAAAAACACUCUUUUUUGUCCUCUGUCUUGAAAUAAUUGUGAUCUUUUUGAUAAUAAUAAAUUUUUAAUGUAUUUAGCAAAUUAAA